Schistocerca gregaria is the source of this 7104-nucleotide messenger RNA. RefSeq lists its product as uncharacterized. Bases 2427 to 3716 code for a protein of 429 amino acids. The record is from RefSeq and is a predicted model, not a curated record. The transcript is spliced from 3 exons. Lineage: Eukaryota; Metazoa; Arthropoda; Insecta; Orthoptera; Acrididae.
AAAACAAAUAGUGUGUCCAGACGAAAUUUUUCCGAUAGUAUGGACCCAGCAAGAGUAAAACAGUUACUCUGUUCUUCAGGCUCUUCUACGUCGUAAAAAAGCCAAUCCUGAUACCUUUUAUUUUAAGUGUUUUAUGUGACUUCCGUUACCAUUUCAUAAUUCUUGUUAUGGGUAGUAUUGUCAUCAGUUGGGUGUAGAUGUAUGACUUUUGCCCACCAUUUUGGUGAAAUCAUUGCUGAAGCAGAUUGAUUCUGUCGCUAGGUUCAGUAUUUUCAUUUGAUACUUGCCCCGUUUAUGUACUGGUUCUUAGCUUCUUAAAUCUUUCCCUGCUCUUGCUAAUUGUACUCGGUACCGUAAGCUAAUGUAGUAUUGAAUAAUGUAAUAUUUACUUAUAGUAUAUCCCAGUAGAAACAAAUGAUAUGAGUACGCGAACAUCCGAAGUUUAGUUUACAAAAAUUUACAAAAUUCAAAUUGCAUUAAAUAUAUUGCUUACAAGGAAGUUACGAGAUUUAAGGGAAGACUUCGCAGAUUUAAUCAGUUGGUUAUGGAAAGAAAAUUAUCUGUUUGAUACAAAGUGGGCCUGUUAUGGACCCCAGCUAGUGAUUGGUUCUGUGUAAUGAAUUUUUAUUAGUCUUACCUGGUUGAUACAAAGUAUUAUGUACCCCAGGUGGUGACUGCUUCAGUGUCAUGAAUUUUUAUUCGUCUGUGGUUGCAAACAUUUUUAACCUUUUUACAGUUUUCGAAGUUUCUGCUUUGAAACUUACAAAAGGAGUGAAUUUUUUUCAUAUGAUGAUAACAUUACUUUUCUGUGUUAUUCAUCCAGAUGUUUGACAAAUCCACUAAAGGCGAAUAGAGAAUAAAAAUUUCAACAGUAUUUGCUGUAGAUGAAGAUCAUCCAACAUCUAUCACUAAAAUAGGAACUAAUUUGUAAACAGAAUUUAUUUGAAACAAUUUUCGAAUUCUCUCAGGACAAGAAAUUGGAAAGCAAGGAAAAUGAGCACACAUGUUACACACUGUAUUAGAAGACUUAGAUUUAUAUUGUAGUAGAGACUGCAUAGGUCAUAUAAGGUUGCAAGUGUCAAUACAAUUACAGUAUAUCGCUGAUACAAAUAUUUACUGUAUAAUAAUAAACUGACAUUAUGAAAGGAGGAAAGUUGCUACUCACCAUAUAUUGGAGAUGCUGAGUCGCGAUAGGCACAAUAAAAAGAUCGACACAAUAAAAGUUCUCGGCGUUUAAUAAUAAACUAGGCACUUUGUUUUUGUUCACUGACAUAUUGGAUCCUAAUUCUACAAGUAGCGUAAUAAUUUACAAUCACACCAUUUCCUUAGCUUUAUUUAAAAAUUCACCAGCUUCAUAAGAUCUCGGAGGUAACCAAAAUUCUUUGAUUUUCUAAAAGGUGUUAAUGAGGUAGGUCUCUAUUACAGUGAGGUAUGGUACUGAAGAUUUAAUUGUUUACAGUACAAAGCACUUGUAUAGAAUUACAGUGGAAUGAUACCAGUUCAGUGUUGCUUCUGGUAUUGUGCUUAGCCUGUGUGUAGAGCAUUUGUCAUUGUGUCCAUAGGGAUUAUGGGGUACAAUGUUCAUCUUGUUCAUGAACAUGAUGUAGAUGGACUGCUAAAACUGAGCAGUUGGUUUUGGAAUGUGGAAAGUAGCAGAUUUCCAACACAUACUGUCCUAUACUUUUAGUGGCAAGAAUCCCUAUUCUGCAAGAAAUUCAUGGUAAAAUACCACCUGAAAUUAUGAUGAGGUAGGAAAGAUUGUGGAGGAGGGGUGUGGGGGGGGGGGGGGGUUGAGAAGAGGGUCUGUACGCUUUGUCAUGAUUCUGUUAGAUUGGUUUUUGUUUCUUUGUUUGUUUGUUUGUUUGUGGGGGGGGGGGGGGGGGUGAGAAGAGGGUCUAUACACUUUGUCAUGAUUCUGUUAGAUUGGUUUUUGUUUCUUUGUGUGUGUGUGUGUGUGUGUGUGUGUGUGUGUGUGUGUGUGUGUGUGUGUUCACAGUUGCAAUGGAGAUGCCACAAGAAGUUUCUCGUGUUACAAAGAGACUUACUCACAAAAUUCUGGAAAGGAACAUUCCAAAAUGAUUCAAGAACUAUCGUACUUCCUUCAACAUGCAUCUUGUGUAAUAACCACAAUGGAAUUAGAGAAGUUAACAGUGUCGUCAUAGACAAGUGUGUCAACCAUAAAUGAAAGGUGGUCAUAGACUUCUCCGUGGGAUGACCAUUUGUUAUUAUUUCUCUUCUCCUUUCUGCAAGAAAACAACAGAUGGUUUAGAUCUCUGACAAACUCAUUGUAACUAUCACAAAAUGGCACUGCAUUGAUGUUGAUUUGAUACAGGUGGGACAUAAAACAUCCAUACCAUAGUUCUUCUCAUGCAAAUUGUGGUGACGUUCGUCAUAAAUUGUGAUCACUAAACCGGGUCUUGGUUGAGAUGGUUCUAGUAGUCAGGAAGCAAUCUUUCUGCAGACUGGGUGACAAAAUGAUUGAAGCAGAGUUGUCAAAAAACAAUUCAUUUUAUCAGCGUGUGUGUCACACAACUGAUACUUUCACUUCUUGCAUAAGGGUUUAUGAAGCUUUACUGCCAUAUUUUGAGGCUGGACCCGCAGGUGACAGUAUCAAUAAAAGAUUAUUCAAUAUUGGUGGCAUGCUGACUAUUCUCUACAGUGAACUUACUAUUCUCAAAAAUGAGAUUACAACUGCUACUGCUGCUGUUGAUGGUGGUGGUGGUGAUAACAAAGCAUCAAAUCCAAGUGUCGAGAGCAAAGCUGUUGCACAAGAUGUAAGUGAGCAUAACCAGCAAGAAAAUAUAACUUGUGAAGAAAGUACCAUAGAACAAAAGAUAUCUAAUGAGGAGAAAGUGCUUAACAAAUCACCAGAAAGGAAUUGGGAAGAUGUUACCCACAUCCCAGCAGAAGAGUACCAGAAAGAAAAAGUCAAUCAUGAAGACAAGAAGAUAGACAGAACAAUAUCACAUGAUGAAAAAGUACUUAUAAAACCAACUGAGAAUCUUAAAACACGAGAAAGUGAUUUUAGAUAUAUAUGUGGAAACUGUAAUGAGGCUAUAACUAUGUACAACCAGGACCUAGAUUUAUCUGUUGCAUUACAUAACCAGGAUGGGUGUUGCAGAGGGAAGCCAAGCAAACUGAUUACUGUGCAAAAAGAAAUACAGGAGAAAAAGGGACAGGUACAGAAUUUGACUAAAUCUCAGGAAGCUUCUAACAGAGUUAAUUUGACUCCUCCUCAGCUUGGUGAACAGUACAAAACUCGAGAAUUCAGUUGUAUACAGCCAUUAGAAAAAGGCUUCAUAUGCACGGUAUGUCAGAAAAAGUUGCCUAGUCCCAAAAAUUUUGCGGAACACGUGGCAGGAAGUUAUCAUAAGAACUUUUUAAGGGUACCUGGUAAGGAAGUACAGAAAAAUAUUGGUCAUACGCCAAGUGUUGCUAGUGCAUUGACCAGACUAUUUAAGACUUUUGAGAAUCAAUCUCCCACUUCUGCUGAGCAAAAAGAAAAUAUCCCUUCAGUAGAUGUCCAGCUUGCAAAAAUCAUUCAACAUCUUUCAGUCUCACUGUAUAGUCAAAUGCGGUAUUUAUCAGUGGGCAAAGGUGCUAUCGUGUGUAACUUGUGUGUUUGUCCAAUUCCACCAACUGUCGAAAAUGUGAGGGAUCAUGUAUUAGGUAGCAGACAUUCAAAGAAUGAAGUUGCACUGCAGGCACAAACUUAAGACUGCAUAUCAAAUAACAACUAAGUUACUGAUAAUGUGUUAAUGUUGCUGAUUUAGGCCAAACAUUUAUUUACUAUUGUAAAAUACCAUUCUAAGGAAAAUUUCAAAAUAAUAAUGUAGCACAUUAGAUCCUGACUAAUUAUGAUUUUUAUCAAGCAUUGAUGUAAAUAAAAAAAUGAGUGGUUUCAUUUGUUGUAGUUAUAUUACAGUUACUGCUUAAAAUGGAAGAUUAGGCACUAACUUGACUUUACAUUUAAAUGUUUGUACCUUGUAUGCAGGAAAGCAAGGAAAAGCGCAAGUUAGUGGUCAAAAUAAAUUGAUUUUCCGUGUCUUCUCUUGUGACUACUGUCACCUUCCCCGUAACAUGGCAAUGAUAACCUUCUUUAGUUUUCUAUUAUGAACCUGCUCAUAAGUAGUAGAUGUGUCAAUCCACUUUAGAUGUUUCAGAACAAAAUCAAAUGUUCAGGAUGCUGAUUUGAUAAACAGAUCCAUACAUAGUAAUGAUGCAAAACAUGCAAGGUAUUAGGGAAGAAAGGGGAGGGAUACUUAGAUCCUUGUGGAGUAUUGUUGCAGCUGCAUCAGGAGAAUUGUCAAAUAAAAUUCAUGGCCCAUGUUAUUCACAGUGAUUUUAAACAGUAUUAAUAUAAACACAGUUUUAUUUUGUCACUGUUACUACCUCCCAGUAAAAAAAAUCCUUUGAAUACAUGUACAAUAAGAAUUCUCAUUGGCAAUGAAGAAAUUCGCAUAUUGUUUUUGUUGAACCAUCUGCAUAAUUAUUCUGCAGGUUUUCAAAAUGAAAGAAAAUCUGGGGAAACUGUAGUAGUGAAGCAUUCAUUUUAUUUCAUUUGCUCAUUUAGCUUCGUACUCAAUAGAACUGCGGAUACGUUCUCAAAUUAUCAUAAAACAUGUUACUAUAUUACGUUUGUGAUAUUUAAACACAUGAAUAAAAUGAAUUGUGUGUAUAUGAUUUUAAUUUCAAAUUACUACACAUAGACACAUAAUGGGGAAGGUGGUGUCCAUUAUCUACUGUUGUGAAAUAUCUUAUUGUUCACCUGCAAUUAUUAUAGGAUAGUAAGGAAAAUCCUAUGUAGGAUGAAUGAAUGGGUGAGGUAACAGGCAGGAGUCCUGAAUAUAAAAUAAUAUUUUAAUAAGUUCAGAAACUGCACCAUCACAAUGAAAUGGGCUUAGGUACUCCUGCAAAGAAGGUGAGCCAUCAAGAAAAAGUUUUCAUCUGGGUUUCAAAUCAGUAUCAAACAAUUCUGCAUCCAUCGUCCUGUAAACUGCCAUCGCAUUUAUUAUUUGAUGAUGGACACUUACAAAUAACCUGACUGUAUGCUCAUUUCAGAAAAAAUUAGUUUGCCUUUUGCCUGAUGCACUUUGUUUUGAAGUAGAUUUUGAGUCAUUUCUGCGUAAUACAAUCAGUAAAAGUGUUUUUCUUAUUUUGAAGAGACAUUAUUAUUAAUCUUGAAGUGAAUAGUAAUAGUAUGAGAGAUUUGCUUGUAUGCAAGCAUAUCAGUGUAGUUUGUAGAUGCAAAAUCAUUUUCAAGAAUGCUUUUAUUGUAAUGUAGGGAGUUUGUGCCAUAAGGGUGUUACUACCUUUUGCAGAUGUCACAAGUAUUUUGAUCAAUAUUGUUCGAAAAGUGAUAGUGGAAUAAUUUAACACUAACACUUUUGAAAAACAAAUAUUAAGUGUACUGUUUGAGGCUUUCCUGGUGCUGCAUCUGCUUGAUAGGUUCCCGGGAAUUACGCUGGAUAAUAUUGUAGAAACCGCACAAUAUUUCAGCGAGACAACUGCCCGCCAUCUUCAGGUGCUACUGUUGUGACGCUGAAAGCUUGCCAAUUUAUAUGCUGGCUUUCUAGAACAGCGCAGGCGCCAGCGGGGCAUAAUGUCAUCGAAGACCAAUCAUAGACAGCGUUGAAUACCAGAGCCCUAUGCUGGAGAAACAGGUUGCGGUCUGCGGAAGUGGGCCGCGGCGUGGGAAAAUGCGGCCGGGAGCGACGGACCCCGUUCGCGCGUGCGCUGUUCUAGAAAGCCAGUAUAUAAAUUGGCAACCUUCGCAGCGAUGCGACAGUAGCACCUGAAGAUGGCGGGCAGUUGUCUCGCUGAAAUAUUGUGCUGUUUCUACAAUAUUAUCUGGCGUAAUUCCCGAGAACCUAUCAAGCAAGUAUUAAGUGAUUCUCUGCAUAAAUAUUAUCCUCUACUUAGGAAAUGGAAUAAUGUUGUAAUAAAUGUAGUUUUGGUGCAGUGGCACUAGUUAUGCAUUUUGAAGGAGAGUGUAUCUAACCAGUUUGCUAAAUCUGAGCUGGAAUUACUUUCCUUGGCAGCUCCUUCUAUCCUGUAUAUGAAAGUUUGUUUGGAAACUAGUAGCAUGAAAGUCUAAUGUAUUUACAUUUAUCAUGAAAAUAAAAUUUUUCAACUUCGAUCACAAUUAAUUUAAAAGGCAAAUACAUCAAUUUUUGUUUAUUAAGUAUAAGUCAGUGUGAAAUUUAUUUUAUGGAUAAUUGGUUCACCUGUGGCUGUGCUCAGAAAUUGCACAAAUGAUCUAUGGAUUACUGAACUGACUUAGACUAAUUUACCUGCAAAAAGAAAAUUAGUGUGACAAAAAAUUCACAUCUGUUAUAUGACAUUAACAAAGAUUAUAAUGUUAGAUUACUUACUGUGGUUAGCCAUUUCAUUGUUAAAUGUCUGUAACAGUAAAAAUGAACACUAGAAGACAAAUGGAGAUUAAUAUGAAAUUGUUACCAGGAAAUGAUAUUAAAAAUGAUAACAGUGUGUAACACUUGGGAAACACAUUCCACAAAACUUGGAACCAAGGUGUAAAUUACGAAAUAGAUAUAUAAGAUGCUACAACAUAGAGUAAUCUAGAUAUAUUAUUGACACAAAGAAAAAUGCUGUCUGGAUUACUUGCGAUGCAACCUGCAGUUUCUGAUGUUUGUAAAGGUACUUACGCCUACUGUAAAAGUUAUACUCUCUCCAAAACGGUGUGGCAGAACCUAAAUUGUGGUUUACACUGAAGAUAAAAUGAAAUGGCAUCUUAAAAGAACUUUACAAACUGCUAUAAAAUGAACCAGUAUAUUGACAAGUAUUCCUGUACACUAACUAAAAAGAAAUGAGAGUUUGACCAACUCUCAAUUUUUUUCAUUAGGAAUUUGUAACUUAUUUCUUUCAUAGUCAGAAGCAUAGGCCAUAUGUUUCCUAAUGUAGUUAUAAUAUAGGUUUUAUUUGCAGGAAAAUUAAGAUGUUCCUGAAACAGUAAUGGUUGUAAACUGUAUUUGUGCCUCUAAUCUCAAAUGCUAUAUUUGACAAACUCUGAAAAAUAAUUAUACAUUGACAGAAAUUGUAUUAUUUUCUGAGGACCUUGUUUUGAAUAAAAUUAUUUUAACUAUA